GCAGACUAAUAGUACCCGCUUUUAAGUCCAUGGUAUUAAAGGCAACCACCACUUACAUUCCCUAGCUAGAACACAGCAUUUAGUCAUGGCCACAAGUUGUUCCUACAUGGUUUCAACCAAAUUAUCCAUGAUAGGUUGGACUGGAAGAAGAAGAGAAGUGAAAAACAGGAGAGCAUUUUUCAUUUCAGCUCAACAAGAAACUGAUGUUCAAGAAGCAGAGAGCGUGAAAGUACAAGAGGAGCAAGGACAAGUAGAAAGUCAGAAUAUGAAGCCAAAAGGAACAAAACCAAGGCCAGUGGAACCUCAGCUGAAUGUCAAAAGCAAAAACAUGAGCAGGGAAUACGGAGGACAGUGGCUUAGCUGCACAACCCGCCAUGUCAGGAUCUUUGCAGCCUAUAUCGACCCUGAAACUUUUGCGUUUGAUCAAACCCAGAUGGAUAAGCUCACCCUUAUUCUUGACCCCACUGAUGAGUUUGUGUGGAAUCCUGAGACCUGCAACAUGGUUUAUUCUUACUUCCAGGAGCUUGUGGAUCACUACGAGGGUGCUCCAUUGACAGAAUACACACUUCGCCUGAUUGGUUCGGACUUAGAGCACUACAUAAGAAAGAUGUUAUAUGAUGGCAAAAUCAAGUAUAACAUGAAUGCCCAGGUGCUGAAUUUCAGCAUGGGCAAGCCACGGAUCAUGAUCAACAGUGAUGUCCAACCUGAAGAUGCACUUGAGAAAUGAUUCAUGAAAUACUCCAAGAAAAGUGAGCAAAUCAUGGGUGUUUGCAUAUGAUUAGUACAAUGACUAGUUCUUUGUAAAUUAUAAAAAUCUCUUGUCCAAGUCCAACAUUAGAUGAUUUUUGGGGUUGAGUAAAACCAAUGCAAAAUAUCAUUACAGCAUAAAGUAUUCUCUUACAGUCUCUAUAUAUAAUUAUAUAUAGCUUGAUCUGUUA
Molecule: messenger RNA, 938 nt
Organism: Gastrolobium bilobum
Lineage: Eukaryota; Viridiplantae; Streptophyta; Magnoliopsida; Fabales; Fabaceae
Product: NAD(P)H-quinone oxidoreductase subunit M, chloroplastic
Exons: 2
Coding region: 86-727 (213 amino acids)
Molecular function (GO): oxidoreductase activity, acting on NAD(P)H, quinone or similar compound as acceptor
Source: RefSeq, a predicted model, not a curated record